Messenger RNA from Sycon ciliatum, 2352 nucleotides. RefSeq lists its product as uncharacterized. The coding region runs from base 1 to 2352 and encodes 783 amino acids. Gene Ontology annotation, biological process: proteolysis. Gene Ontology annotation, molecular function: aspartic-type endopeptidase activity. The transcript has a single exon. NCBI's taxonomy places the organism in Eukaryota, Metazoa, Porifera, Calcarea, Leucosolenida, Sycettidae. The record is from RefSeq and is a predicted model, not a curated record.
AUGGCAGCAGUCAAGGGUCGACCACCACGCGAAUUUGUUGUGGACCCCUCUGCCAAUAUCGCAGCCGAUUUCGACCUAUGGCUAGAGGACUUCGAAGACUAUCUCGAUAUCGCUAAGGUCGCAGACGCAGGGGAAAAGAAGAAACUGCUUCUAAACCUGGCAGGCCUAUCUCUUCGCCGCAUUGUGAAGGGUCUCCAGGUCGCAGAACCCUCUGGUGACCAGGACGCGUACCAAGUCUUGAAGGCCGCAAUCCAAUCGUACUUUCGCCCGUCGGUAAAUGCAACUGCGGAGCGUCACAGAUUCAGGAAACUCAGGCAGCAGUCUGAUGAGUCCGUCACCUCUUUCAUGGGACGGCUCCGAGAAAAGGCGGCACUUUGCGAGUUUGACUCGACUGCAGUGGACUCGGUUGUGAAUGGCCAGCUUCGGGACCAUUUCAUAGCCGGACUGCAGUGCCAGGAGGCACGCAAGCAGCUUCUAAUGGAGUCAAGACUAACGCUAGCUGAUGCUAUCGCGAAAGCUGUCGCAUUAGAAGCCUCAAAGGUUGACAAUAGGCUGUUCAGUGAGGAAGCAGGAAGGACACUGGACAUGCCUUCGGGAAGUGUGGCAGCCGUAGCACCGGAUACGGCUGCGGUGAAUAUGGUGAAACACCGUCAGCACGGCAGAUGCAAGGCUCACACGUGCAAGUACUGUGGCGGAACCCAUCCACCAGGCAAGGACAAUUGCCCGGCUGCGCGAGUUCGCUGCAGACACUGCUCAAAGGUCGGGCACUUUGAAGUCGUCUGCCUGUCCAAGAGCAAGGAAGUUAGAGCCCAGACUAUUGGCGAGGAGGAUGAAGCCAAUGAAAUUUGCGAGUCUGUGUAUACCAUGCACACUGAUCAGAAACACUGGUUCACAGCAGCUCUGCAGGUGGAUGGAAAAUCAUGUGAAGGCCUGCUCGAUACUGGUACAACGAGAACAAUUUUGACAUCGGACAUAGUGCAGCCUACUCGUCGCAGUGACCGAACUCUCCGUGCCUACAACGGGGGAGUUGUCAGCACACUGGGGAUGGCAGACGUUACCCUAUCAUCUGCCAGUCGUAGCUGCACUGUGGCCUGUUUCAUUGUACCAAAGGGCUCCCACCGAGUGCUAUUUGGCCAGGAUGUGAUCAAGGAACUCGAGCUACUAGUGCCAACCCACCUGGUGGAGUCUGGAAAUGUGGUCAGCGUUGCACCAGUCAGCAUUACCGUCAAGCCAGAUGCAGUGCCUGUCGCUCUGCCAGCUCGGCGUCCCCCUUUCAGCAUCAAGGACGAGAUAGAGACAGAACUUCAGCGGUUAGUCGAUGCUGACAUCAUCGAGCCCGUGAAAGAGGCUGCGGCAUGGGUUUCCCCAAUCGUGCCAGUUCGCAAACCCAGUGGCAAACUGCGUUUGUGUAUCGACUACAGGCAGCUGAAUAAGAAUGUUGUCCGAGAGCGACAUGUCCUGCCAACCCUGGAUGAGAUAACAGCGCAGCUUGACGGAGCGCAGGUGUUCUCAGUCCUCGAUGCAGAGUCGGGAUUUCACCAAAUUGAGCUUGACCAGGAGUCGCGUCCACUGACGACUUUCGCGGCCCAUUGUGGGCUUUAUCGCUUCAAGCGUCUGCCAUUUGGUAUUGCCAGCGCACCAGAAAUGUUCCAGCGCGUGGUCUCGGAUAUUUUGGCAGGGCUCCCAGGAGUGAUUGUCUACAUUGACGACAUUCUUGUGAUUGGAAGCAGCCAGGAAGAGCAUGACAGGCGUCUCGCAGCAGUCCGGCAGCGCCUGGAAGCAGCAAAUCUCCGGCUCAAUGCAGACAAAUGCCAGUUGAGCAAGUCCAGCGUCAAGUACAUUGGCCACUGGCUGUCGGGCACCGGUGUGGCUCCCGACGGUGACAAGCUGCAGGCCAUUGCAGACAUGGCUAUGCCUAAGUCGCUUCAGGAUGUGCAACGUUUCCUCGGAAUGGUAACCUACCUCGGAAGAUUCAUUCCAGAUAUGUCGUCCAUCUCCGAGCCGGUGAGACGGUUGGCAAAGCGUGUGCCCUUCAUUGUGGAUAGCGAAUUCUGCAACGCGUUCAGCGACGCUAAGACGCAGCUGGUGCAGGCACUGGACCACCUGGCCUACUUUCGUUUGGACCCAAACGUUCCAACGGCCAUAAGCUGUGACGCAUCGCCUUGUGGCCUGGGAGCAAUUCUAUGGCAGCAGAAUUCUAGUGGUCAAUGGCUACCAGUGACAUGUGCCAGCCGCACUCUCACAGAGGUAGAAACUCGAUAUUCGCAGAUGGAGAGAGAGAUGCUGGGUCGUGUUUGCGCUGCAACGCUUCCGGCAGUACGUGCUCGGGCGACACGUCGAGGUGCAUACUGA